GUCAGCGCGACAGUGCAAUAAAACGCGUUCGCGAGGCACAAAACCGUGACGCCAUCGACGCGACACGACGCCUACUAAGUCUACACGACACGGCUGCAACAUCCGGCAGCUCAACUCGUUGUUGUCUCAGCAAAUUUGCAGCCAGCAGCAUGGUUGCCGCCCGCCUCCUCGCCGUCGCGAGCAUCCUACCAGCAACGGCCGCCGUCCUCACGCUCCCGCGCAAGUCGCAAGCCCUGCCGUGGCUGAGCGCGCCGGCCUACCUCCAGGAGCUGCCGGGCAACGCCGACUUCGAUCCAUUAAGGCUGGGCAGCGCGUCGCCGGCUCUCUUAAAGUACUACCGUGAGGCCGAGCUCAAGCACGGCCGCCUCGCGAUGCUCGCGGCGAUCGGGUGGCCCGCCUCGGAGCUCUGGGACAAGGCGCUCGCGGACACGUUCGGCAUAGAUUCGGCGCUCACGUCGAAGCUCGAAGCCCCAUCGGUACUGAACGGCGGCCUCGACCGCAUCAGCCCGGCCUUCUGGGGCGCCGCGCUCGGGUUUGGAGCGGCGAUCGAACUCUACGGCCUCAAGCUGCGCCUCGAGGACCGCGCCGAGCCCUUGGAGCCGGGCAACCUCCAGUUCGACCCGCUCGGCAUGUACCCCGUCGAGCGGGCCCGCCGCAAGCGCAUGGACGAGGCGGAAGUCAAACACGGCCGCAUCGCCAUGCUCGCCGUCGUCGGCUACGCGGCGGAGGAGUACCUCCUCGGCACGCCGGUCGCCGUGCACUCGUCGGGCUUCUUCGAGCCCUUCUGGGCGCACUUCUUCCACGUCUGAAGUUGUCCAAGGCCCCUUGUUUUUGUAUGUGUCUCCCGACCCCUCCUAAGUCUCUAUUGCCUGUC
Pelagomonas calceolata is the source of this 874-nucleotide messenger RNA. The record is from the annotation of a GenBank genome assembly. NCBI's taxonomy places the organism in Eukaryota, Pelagophyceae, Pelagomonadales, Pelagomonadaceae.